UGAGCGAGGAAUUUGGGAUUGUUUUUUACUUUUUUUUCUGUGCACAUUUCUUUGUUUUGGGGUACACAACAGGAAAUGAGACGUCAUUCAAAGAAGAAACAUGCAGUGUUGCUCUUGCUGCUCCUUGCGGCGGCCUUCUACAUGGUGCGCUAUUCACACUCAUUCAACACUGACCCGAACAGGUCAGAGGAACCAAUGAACAUCACAUGGAAGGCAGAAAGGAUGGUCAGUAUGGAGUCAUGGGUGGAGCAAGGAGAUUACCUGCCUCUCAAUGUGACCUAUCAACUGCUUGCAGGGAUACCAGUCACUCAAAUGAGGCAUCUAUGCAUUGGACUAUCGUCGGUGAAGAGGAAGAAGGGCAGCUAUCUGAUCCCCACGUUAGUGUCCCUCUUCUCCCGAUCAUCUCCUGAAGAGCGCUCCUCCAUGGUGGUUGUAGUUCUGCUGGCAGAUUUCGAUGUCAACUGGCUGACGACCACAGUGACGAAAAUAAAAUCUGAAUUUUCAUCAGCACUAGAGCAAGGUCACCUGCUGGUCAUUCAUGUCGCUGAGGAAAGCUAUCCACCGACUACAGGUCUAAAAAGGAACUACAAUGAUUCUCCUGCGAGAGUAUCAUACCGCUCCAAGCAGAACCUGGAUUACGCUUUUCUUAUGCACUACAGCUCAGGUGUGGGCAGAUACUACCUCCAGCUGGAGGACGACGUCUCCGCCGCAAAGAACUUCCUCACAACCGUAAAAAAGCGCAUUGAGGAGCAAGAAGCUAAGAAGACGAUCUGGGCAAUGCUGGAGUUCUCCAGCCUUGGCUACAUUGGCAAACUCUACAAGUCGGCCCACCUCCCUCUGCUGGCACGUUUUCUCUUCCUCUUCUAUCAAGAAAUGCCUUGCGACUUUUUGAUGUCUCACUUUCGAGUCCUGCUGACUCAGAAGGAGCCCAUCCUUUUCAAGCCUUCCUUAUUCCAGCACAUGGGGACUUUCUCUUCAUUCCAAGGGAGAGAGAACAAACUAAAAGACAAGGACUUUGAGGAGGGGGUCUACUCCAAUCCUCCAGCGGAGGUUUUCUCUGACAUGUCUACCUACGGGAAACACUUUCCCAAACUAGCCUGGGAGGCCGGGGAAGGAUUCUUCUGGGGUCGCUCCCCAGAGAAAGGCAACCAUUUAACUGUGGUGUUUACAGACCCAAGAGUGGUGACAGGAAUAACUGUUGAGACUGGGUCAGAGGGGAAAGAUAUUUUGGGCUCAGCGGAGGUGGAAAUAGGACGCAGUGUGAUCAUCACUGCAAAUGAGGAGAAAUCGUGCAAAGAUUUUCAUAAGUUGGGAUCUAUGAAGAAUGGUUGGUUUGUGAUGCAAGGAGUAGAUAAAAACUAUGGAUCCGCUUCUUCGUGUUUGAGGAUACAAGUUACAGCUGGGCAGAAGGAUUGGGUCGUCAUUAGGAAAAUCAGGAUCGCAACAAAGCCCAGCUCACCUCCACAAAUGUGAAUUGGUGUUUUGGACCAUAUUGAGCGGUGGUUUGACAUCUUUAUUUUUUUUCAUAUCAAUUUGUUUCACCUGACUUGGUAUAUCUGAUUUGACUUGACACAAUUGAAUGUAAAUGCAAACCAAUGUGCCUGUUUAUCUUGAGACAUUAGCAGAUUUCAACCUCUAUUGAGCUGUACUCACGGCAACAACAAGAAAAAAGUACAGAAUUGUCAAGAGAAUAAUAUAAUAAUAUAUAGUAAUAAUAAUGGCCAGAGCUUUUUACUGAUGCUUAAUGGGUCCAAAAAAACUCAUGGUUCAUUUGUCACUGACUGAAAG
Syngnathus acus (greater pipefish) is the source of this 1788-nucleotide messenger RNA. Its product is annotated as alpha-1,3-mannosyl-glycoprotein 4-beta-N-acetylglucosaminyltransferase C-like. The transcript has 5 exons. NCBI's taxonomy places the organism in Eukaryota, Metazoa, Chordata, Actinopteri, Syngnathiformes, Syngnathidae. The coding region runs from base 76 to 1473 and encodes 465 amino acids. Gene Ontology annotation, molecular function: acetylglucosaminyltransferase activity. Gene Ontology annotation, biological process: protein N-linked glycosylation. The record is from RefSeq and is a predicted model, not a curated record.